CCGGUCACCAUCAUCCAGGUGACAGCACCAGCAGUCGCAGUCCCGUGCUCCAAGAAGCCGUACGUUCUGUGGGAGCAACAGGACAAACUCAGUUGCUGAGCCUGCCUUGUACUAUACCUGGCGAGCUGUGCAAGCCAAACGGUAUGUACUGUGCCUCUUCAUCAAGAUGCGGUUGGCUGCCGGUUGCGAUGAAUGAAAGAAGCGGUAAGAGACCGGAAGCUGCUCGACCACGGGGUCCCUCGUCGGGGUUCGACAUCGGACAAAUGCCAGACAGUCGGUUCAGACUGUUGUUGCUGAUUCGAAUGUCAGAUUUGCUUGGUCACCUUACAGGUGUCCUCGUGAGUUGCCAGUGUGUGCGUGGGGGUUGUCGUUUGCUCCUGCCCACUGCACAAGGCGAUCAGUCGUCAGACCCAUGCACUACCUCCGGGAGGUUCCUGCCAUGAAUAAGGUACCUACGGCAUGACUAAAAUCUGAAGGUG
Molecule: messenger RNA, 479 nt
Organism: Parathielavia appendiculata
Lineage: Eukaryota; Fungi; Ascomycota; Sordariomycetes; Sordariales; Chaetomiaceae
Exons: 1
Coding region: 144-443 (99 amino acids)
Source: RefSeq, a predicted model, not a curated record